Rasamsonia emersonii CBS 393.64 is the source of this 1506-nucleotide messenger RNA. Its product is annotated as RNA helicase. Gene Ontology annotation, molecular function: ATP binding; nucleic acid binding. The record is from RefSeq and is a predicted model, not a curated record. The coding region runs from base 1 to 1506 and encodes 501 amino acids. Lineage: Eukaryota; Fungi; Ascomycota; Eurotiomycetes; Eurotiales; Trichocomaceae. The transcript has 3 exons.
AUGUCGAAACGAGAGGCUCCCUUGGAGCAUAGUCCUCCUAGGAAGAAGUCAAAAACAGGCCGAAAAUCCAAAAAACGAACCAAGGAAAAUUUAGAAGGUGCCGGAAAAAGCAAAAAGAACAAUAGCAUCGACUAUGUGCAGCCCCCUUCGCUUGCUGCUCUUCCUCAGGAAGAGAUAGAUCUAUUCUUAAAGUCCAAUUCUAUCGAGAUCUCUGAUCCGUCGUUGAAGAGCCCAAUAAUGCGCCCGCUCAUUUCCUUUGACUAUCUGCCAGCCUGCAGUGGAGAUCUGUAUCGACCGUUGAAAGAAUUCUCUGCACCCACACCCGUCCAAGCUGCAGCAUGGCCUCUGUUAUUUGCUGGUCGUGAUGUUAUCGGUAUUGCUGAAACUGGAAGUGGAAAGACUCUUGCUUUUGGGUUACCCUGUUUAAAAAAGAUGAUGGAUUCGAAGAGCAAUGGGAAACCUUCACCUCAUCCAAAGGCCGUCAUCCUUACCCCGACAAGAGAGCUAGCCAUGCAAAUACAUGACCAGCUGCAAAAAUUCGCGACUCUUGUUAAUAUUCAAGUCACAUGCAUUUUCGGGGGAGUGAAAAAGGACGAACAACGUGAAGCUUUGAAGACAACUACUAUAAUUGUCGCUACACCCGGUCGCUUGAAAGAUUUGCAAGGAGAGGGCUCGGUAAAUCUGGGAAAGAUAAGAUAUCUUGUUCUAGAUGAAGCAGAUCGGAUGUUGGACAGAGGGUUCGAGCAAGAUAUCAAGGACAUCAUUAGUCACAUGCCGGUUUCUAGACGUCAAACUGCGAUGUUCACUGCAACCUGGCCAGCUGCUGUUAGAAAUCUCGCCGAGAAAUUCACAAAUUCUCCAGCUACUAUUACCAUCGGCGGGGAGCCGUCCGCAGAUCCUCGCGCAAAUACCAGGAUAAGGCAGAUUGUCGAGGUGAUUAGCCCUCGAGACAAAGAGAAUAGGCUUCUCCAAGUGCUUGAACGCCUUCAGAGGAAUUCUGUUGGCCAGGAAAAAGUAUUGGUCUUCUGUCUGUACAAGAAAGAAGCCAUGCGAGUUGAGCGACUUAUUAAAUCUAGGGGCUACAAGGUUGCUGGUAUACAUGGUGAUCUGAAUCAAAAGGACAGAGUCAAAAGCUUAGAAGCUUUCAAGUCUGGUUCUGUUACCAUCCUAGUAGCUACAGAUGUUGCAGCCCGGGGCCUCGAUAUACCAGCAGUGAAAACAGUUGUCAAUGUGACUUUUCCCCUAACAAUCGAAGAUUAUGUCCAUCGUAUUGGGAGAACAGGUCGUGCUGGAGCCGAUGGCCACGCCAUUACCCUCUUCACUGAAAAUGAUAAAGCACAUUCUGGAGCUUUGAUUAAUGUCUUGAAGGCUGCUAACCAAGAUGUGCCAGAAACUCUCUUGAAGUUCGGAGCCACUGUCAAGAAAAAGCAACAUGAUGUGUAUGGUGCCUUUUAUAGAGAUGUCGAUACUACCAAAUCAGCGACAAAGAUCAAGUUUGAUGAUUGA